Messenger RNA from Exserohilum turcica Et28A, 888 nucleotides. RefSeq lists its product as uncharacterized. The transcript has a single exon. NCBI's taxonomy places the organism in Eukaryota, Fungi, Ascomycota, Dothideomycetes, Pleosporales, Pleosporaceae. The record is from RefSeq and is a predicted model, not a curated record. The annotation marks the transcript as partial.
UUGCUGGCGGUGGAUGAUAGCGACAGCGAGCUGUCAGACGACCCAGCGCCAUACUGGGAUCGAAAACUGAUAAACUGUCCACAGCGACCAGAAGAAAAGUUUGAACCGCACGAUACCGAUCCCACCAAAAUUAAAGCCGUCUUCCACUUCAAAUUGUCCAACGGCAGCGGUUGGUAUACGCAAAGGGAUGAGCUACCGGAACAGCGCGAUUCGGCAGAAGAAGACAAAUUCGGCGAAAACGACAGCCUUUUCUUUCCCGAUCUUGGACCCAACAAGGUUCCUGAGAGGCCAAGGUUAAGGAAAGGUCUAGUGCAUUCUCCUUGGGUACAAGUGUCGCCAUGGCGCUGGGAACAACAAUCCGUGACGGGCGACACGGAGGUUUGGAGUCCAAAAUUUGUAUACCGUCGGUUCAACGCACGAACGCACGAGUACGAGAAAAUAUACGUUGCUGAGAACAAAAUGGAGAAUGCAGAUCCAAACGACAAGAGGUGGGUGUACGCGUACAACAAGUGGAUUGACCAAAUCAGGCGGCGUUCAGACAGCAGCUGGGUUGCGGAGAAGCGGCGAGACCACUGGAAAGUAACUGAAAUCUGCGCCAUGUACGCCGGCUUCAACGAAUUCAUACACACCAAUGGUAUCGAUGCGUAUCAUGGGAUUUCAGUGGCUAGUCUUGAGCGAAUCCUCGAUAGGGUAAACACAGCUGGACAGAAUAAUCGCGGAAUUGAUAGUCUGCGCGGCCAGGUGAAUUCUGCGCAUGCGGGCAAGAAUCCCAGUCUAGCGUAUCUUCGGGAUAACGUGCGGGAUUUGGUUGAGUACUUGCAGCAUGGAGGAGUGCUUUCGGAUGAUGAGCGAUUUCCUGAGAAGUUCAUUCCUGAAGCGGAGUUUCCU